This is a messenger RNA of Vicia villosa (hairy vetch), 1649 nucleotides long. Its product is annotated as spermidine hydroxycinnamoyl transferase-like. The record is from RefSeq and is a predicted model, not a curated record. NCBI's taxonomy places the organism in Eukaryota, Viridiplantae, Streptophyta, Magnoliopsida, Fabales, Fabaceae. The coding region runs from base 68 to 1456 and encodes 462 amino acids. Gene Ontology annotation, molecular function: acyltransferase activity, transferring groups other than amino-acyl groups. The transcript has a single exon.
AUAUUGAACUCGUAAGUCUCACAAAUAAAUGCAUCAAAACUAGUGUGAAAGAAACAUUAAAUCAACCAUGUCAUCAGCUAUAACUUUGAAAGGUUGUUACACUGUGAAACCAAUAGAACCAACAUGGAGUGGCUGUAUAUCAUUAACAGAAUGUGAUCAAGUUGGAUUCAUGACCCAUGUUCCACUUCUUUACUUUUACCGCCCCCCACAAAACUGGCUUACCUCCCCCACUAAAAUUGCCACCAUUUUGAAACACUCACUAAGCAAAGUUUUGAUGCAUUUUUAUCUACUUGCUGGUCGUUUACGAUCGAAAGAAAAUUCUCGUUUUGACUUGGAAUGCAACGCAAAGGGUGUUGAGUUCAUUGAAGCAGAAUCCUCAUCAACAUUAUCUGAUCUAGGUGACUUUUCACCUUCUUCAAACAAUUACUAUCGUUACCUUUUCCCGCAUGUUGACUACACGCUCCCAAUUCACGAGCUUCCUUUGCUUUUGAUUCAACUCACCAAAUUCAAAUGUGGUGACAUUAGCAUUAGUGUGUUAAUCUCACAUGCUGUUGUCGAUGGACAAAGUACGUCGCAUUUUCUCAAUGAGUGGGCUCAGCUUGCACGGGGAGAGCCUUUGAAAAGGGUUCCAUGUCUUGAUAGAACCAUGUUACAUGAUAAGAAACCAUGCAAUAGUGUUAAUGAGUGGAAGUUUAAUGAACCUCCGGUUUUGUUGGGAAAUUCAGAUGGUAAGGUUGAAGAAAGCAAGAAAAAAACAAGGGUGGAAAAAAUCAAGUUAAAUAAAGCACAAGUUGAAAAGUUGAGAAAAAUAGCGAAUGAGAGUUGGAAUAAACAUAGUAAUGAUCGAGGUUUUUCAAGAUAUGAAACGAUAGCCGGUCAUAUGUGGAGAAGUGCAUGUAAAGCUAGAGGGCAUAAAAAUGAGCAACCAACCAUGCUAGGUGUCAUUGUUGACUGGAGAAGUCGUGUGAAACCUAGUUUACCAAAAGAGUAUUUUGGAAAUGCUGUAUAUGAUCUAAUGGCUACUAGUCUUGCUGGUGAUUUGAUCUCUAAGCCAUUAGGGUAUGCUUCAAGUAAGAUAAAGGAAACAAUUGAGAAAAUGAAUGAUGAAUAUGUGAGGUUGAUGACUGAGUACUUAAAGAAGCUAGAUGAUUUGACUAACUUUCAAAAUCUUCAUGAGAUUGUGAGUGGUAAUAUUGUGCCUUUUUAUCAAAAUCCUAAUUUAGGAGUGGUUAGUUGGUUGACAUUGCCAUUUCACAGACUUGAUUUUGGAUGGGGGAAUGAGCUUUAUAUGGAGCCAGGAAUACAUGACAUGCUUGAAGGAGAAUCAUUCAUUCUUCCUAGUUCUCAUGAUGAUGGAUCUUUGAUGAUUUAUAUUUGCUUGCAAGAGGUCUAUAUGGAUGCCUUUAAAAGACAUUUUUAUGAAGAUCUUGAGCUGGAGACUCUAUCAAAGUUGUAAAAUGAAUGUUUUGAAAACAGCAGGGAGUAUCUGUAUUUGUAAUAUUUAAUUAUUUUGUUUUAGUAUAAAUUUGUCAUUCAAAAAGGAGCUUGGACUAUUAUUUUGUGUACUAGAAAAAUAGUAAUUUACCUCUAGCAAGAAAUCAAAUCAUGAUGAAAUAUUUUAUGAUUUACCGAUCGAUAACUAUGAGAGC